Molecule: messenger RNA, 2700 nt
Organism: Rhodamnia argentea
Lineage: Eukaryota; Viridiplantae; Streptophyta; Magnoliopsida; Myrtales; Myrtaceae
Exons: 14
Coding region: 113-2524 (803 amino acids)
Molecular function (GO): oxidoreductase activity, acting on the CH-OH group of donors, NAD or NADP as acceptor
Source: RefSeq, a predicted model, not a curated record
GUGCAUCUACAUCACAGUCCAGCUACCAAGAAAGUCUGCUUAAGUGUGCCAUUCUGUGAAGCUUUCUGGCGAGGGCAGAGACCAGUGCCAUAGCUCAGAGAGAGUAAGAGAGAUGAAGGUGGUGUGUGUGACAGGAGCAUCAGGAUAUAUAGCCUCAUGGUUGGUGAAACUCCUGCUACAAAGUGGCUACACCGUCAAAGCAACUGUUCGUGACCCGAGUGAUACAAAGAAGACCGGGCAUCUGCUUGCUCUAGAUGGAGCCAAGGAGAGACUUCAUCUUUACAAGGCAGACUUACAGGAAGAAGGAUCUUUCGAGUCCGUUGUUGAUGGAUGUGAUGGUGUCUUCCACACUGCAUCACCUGUGCUUCUCACCCCCAAAGACCCCAAGAUGGAGUUGAUAGAUCCUGCAGUGAUGGGAACAAUUAAUGUUCUUUCUUCUUGUGCCAAAGUCCCUACAAUCAAGAGAGUGGUGAUAACAUCUUCUAUAGUUUCAGUUGCAUUCAAUGGAAAGUCUUUGACUUCCGAUGUGACAGUAGAUGAGACUUGGUUUUCUGAUCCAGUCUUCUGUGAGAAAUCAAAGCUUUGGUAUCCAGUUUCAAAAACCUUAGCAGAAGAGGCAGCAUGGAGAUUUGCAAGAGAGAAGGGGAUCGAUUUGGUCACAAUGCAUCCUGGGUUCGUCAUCGGUCCCCUACUGCAGUCGUCACUUAAUCUCAGCGCGGAAUUGUUUCUCAACCUCAUAAAUGGAACUAAAACUCUUCCUGACACGAGCUACAGAUUUGUUGAUGUAAGAGACGUUGCACAUGCACACAUUCAAGCUAUCGAGUCUCCUUCCGCUAAUGGCAGAUACUGUCUUGUUCACAAAGUCGUGCAUUCUCAUGACGCUUUGAAGAUUUUGCAAGAGCUCUAUCCUUCUCUACACCUUCUUGAGAAAUGUGAAGAUGAAAAGCCUGCGGGGCCAACCUAUAAGGUAUCAAAUGAGAAAGCAAGAAGUCUGGGCAUCAGCUUCACUCCUUUGGAGGUGAGUUUUAAGGACACUGUGGAGAGCUUGAAAGAGAAGGGUUUCUUCAAGGACUGCUUGAAAUCCAGCAGCAAUCCAAGGAAUUCCCCUUUGCAUGGCAGUGAAACUCAAGCCUCCUUUGUCGAAAGGGAUAAAAGACAAAAUGGCGAUAAAGACAAUGGGUUUAAUAACCAAUAUUCUACGCGCAUGAAGGUGCAAGUGAUGCAAUCAAUUCAAGUGGACAGGAAGAUGUUCUGGCCUGCUAUCCCAGGGCUAAAUGUCAAUCCAAUUGAGCAACCGGCGACACCGCAUACACUCAAGAACACAGCGAGCAGGGAGAUCUCCUCAGGGCUCUUCAUAGGCUCCCUCAUCAUCAGCAUGCCCUACCAGUACCAGGACACCCUCAUUUCGCACAUUGACCCAUCCUUCGAUGUCAUCUUCUCGAGAGUCUCCUUGCAUUCAUUCAAGAGAAUUCCCACUUAUGAAUGUAUGGCACUCAGUAUCCCUCUUAUCCCCAGUUCCAAGGAGAAGAGAGGGGCUGAGAUGAGUACAGCAGAGAAGGUAGUGUGUGUAACCGGAGCGGCUGGUUACAUAGCCUCCUGGCUUGUCAAGUUGUUGCUUCAGAGUGGCUACACGGUCAAAGCAACUGUUCGCAACCCCAAUGAUCCAAAGAAGACACAGCACCUUCUGGAACUUGAAGGGGCUAAGGAGAGACUAUAUAUGUUCAAAGGAGAAUUGCAGGAAGAAGGGUCUUUUGACUCAAUAGUUGACGGGUGCGAAGCUGUUUUUCAUACAGCAUCACCCGUUUUUUUCACAGCUUCCAACCCUGAGGCUGAAAUAGUCAAUCCUGCAGUUAAAGGUACCCUAAACGUUCUCAGAUCAUGUGCAAAGUGCCCUUCUGUCAAGAGAGUGGUUCUGACAUCCUCCAUGGCUGCGGUUGUGUGCAAUGGGAAGCCUCUGACCUCUGAUGUGGUAGUUGAUGAGACAUGGUUCUCCGAUCCGGCAUUCUGUAAGGAAUCAAAGCGUUGGUAUGUGCUAUCUAAAACCUUAGCUGAGCACGCAGCUUGGGGUUUUGCAAGAGACAAUAGGAUGGACCUGAUCGUGAUAAACCCUGGACAUGUGAUUGGUCCUCUAUUGCAGCCUACCAUCAAUCUCUCUGUGGAGAUGAUACUGAAGGUCAUCAAUGGAGCUCAAACAUUUCCCAACAUCUCUUACAAAUUUGUUGAUGUCAGAGAUGUGGCACAUGCACAUAUUCUAGCUCUUGAAAAUCCUUCAGCUAGAGGAAGAUAUUGCAUGGUAGGGGAAGCUAUACAUUGUCAUGGCGUUUUGAAGAUCCUGCACAACUUUUAUCCUACACUGCACCUCCCUGAAAAAUGUGAAAAUGACGAACCAUUCGAGUUAGCUCCUCGGGUGUCAAGGGAAAAGAUUGAAGGUCUGGGUGUGAAGUUCAUUCCUUUGGAGGUCAGUCUAAGAGACACUGUGGAAAGCCUCAAGGAGAAAGGUUUCCUCUCUGUUGGAGCUUCCUGAUAAGCGACGAGGAAAACCCUAUACUUACAGUCCUAAUAAGUUUCUGGAUAAAAUUUAAUGCUUCCCUUGUAUGAGACUCCAUCGAAGCAUGCAUAAGGUCUUAUUAUCACUUGCUCAGUGUAAGUUUGCAGACUCUAAACUUGAAAGUUGAUGAUGAACGUUGUUUGUUGAAGCAA